Molecule: messenger RNA, 918 nt
Organism: Eutrema salsugineum
Lineage: Eukaryota; Viridiplantae; Streptophyta; Magnoliopsida; Brassicales; Brassicaceae
Exons: 1
Coding region: 1-918 (305 amino acids)
Source: RefSeq, a predicted model, not a curated record
AUGCAGAGCUCGGAGGAACCAAGAAGCGGAGGUGCCCACAACUACCAAGUAGGCGCUGGACGCGGAAGGAGAGAGCCGCGUAGUAACACUUGGGUAAGGAGGCCCACUAACUACGACGAAAAGGCGUUCUGCGAGUAUCAUCAAACCUACGGGCACUCAACAGCGCAAUGCCAAACCCUAGGAGCAAAACUCGCAGCUAAAAUGGCAGCAGGAGAGCUCCAGCGUGCGGUGAAUCUUAAAGACCUCGCCCCUACCGAUUCGAAGGAGGGAACCGAGCCGAACGGCGUGGCAGAACCCACAAAUCCGCCCCGACGAGAUGACAAUACCAAGCGCGAUAGGAGAAGCAAACCCGAAGAGCGAUCCGAGCCGAGGCAAAGGAUCAACAUGAUUAUGGGUGGAUCCCAAUAUUACCAAGACACGGUAACCUCUAUCAAAGCCUAUCAGCGCCGAGCCAAAGCGAAGAAAAAUUGGACUGAACCGACCAAUCUCCCGAACACGGUAAUCUCUUUUGCCGAGGAAGAAACAGCAGGGAUAGAUAGACCACACACUGAUCCACUAGUGAUCGAAAUAACGAUCAGAGACCAUGACAUAGCAAGAGUACUCAUCGACACCGGGAGCUCGGUAGAUCUUAUCUUUAGAGAUACACUCAGAAGGAUGGGAAUCGGCCUCUCUGAGGUGACGGCUGUCCCUAAGCCUCUAACUGGAUUUUCAGGAGAAACAACAAUGACUAUUGGCACAAUCAGACUCCCCGUGGUGGCUGGUGCAGUUACUAAGAUCGUCAAAUUCUCGGUCACCGACCACCCAGCGAUCUACAACGUGAUCAUGGGGACUCCAAGGAUAAACCCAAUGAGAGCAAUCCCUUCCACCUAUCACCUCUGCAUCAAGUUCCCGCCUCCAGCAGGCAUCAAAACAAUUUGA